AUGAAAAUUUUUUUAUUCUUUUUUCUUUUACUUACUAGUAUACUUUAUGUUUAUGGAUGCCAACAUGGAGGUAAUAUCUAUAAAAAUGGUGAAGAAUGGAAGGAGAAAGCUGCAUUUGUUAUGAAAUGUUCAAUAUCUGAAGAUGGAUCAUGGAGAACUGAAGUUACUGCCUGCCUUACACCAUCUGGUGAAAAGAUUCCAAUUAAUGGUAGUGUUGAUAUUGGAAAUGAUCAAUGGAAUUGUACACUUGAUUCAAGUGGUUUAGUUACACUUAAACAAGGUGUCAAUGCAAAUGCCAAAUGUGAAGGAGGAUAUAGUCCUGGAGAGAAAUGGAUUUCAAAAUCAUUUGAAUUUGAAUGUUUACCAGGUGGUGGGCAAAAACUUAUUUCAUGUGUACAUGAAGAUGGAACAAAGAUAGGUGUCAAUAAGACAGCUAGUAUAAAAAGUAUGCAAAUUGAAUGUCUUCAUUUUAGAAAUGGAACAGUUCUUAUGAAAAGUUCCCGUGGUACAGCACCAGCUAAUCUUAAUAGUAAUUCAGGUAGUUCAGUUCAUAAAGUACAUCCACAAAAUUCACCAGAUGAAGGAAAUAUUGUUGUUCAUUGUGUUGAUGAUAGAGAACAAAUUCAUAAAGUUGGUGAUAUAUGGAUUGAAAAUGAAUUAUUUAAAAGAAAAUGUGUUGCUAAUGGAAUCAGUGAAAUAAUUGGUUGUGUUAGUAAAGAAGGUCAUGAUAUACCACUUAAUCAAGAAGUUGUUCACAAAAAUAUGAAAUAUAAAUGUGAAAAAACUGAAGGUGGUGCAAUAAGAUUUAAAGCCGGACCUGCUAAAAAAUAA
Molecule: messenger RNA, 831 nt
Organism: Strongyloides ratti
Lineage: Eukaryota; Metazoa; Nematoda; Chromadorea; Rhabditida; Strongyloididae
Exons: 3
Coding region: 1-831 (276 amino acids)
Source: RefSeq, a predicted model, not a curated record